AUGCCUCCCAAGUUCGACCCCAAUGAGGUGAAGAUCAUCCACCUGAGAGUGACUGGUGGUGAGGUCGGUGCCCAGUCUGCUCUGGCUCCCAAGAUUGGUCCUCUCGGUCUGUCCCCCAAGAAGAUCGGUGAAGAUAUCGCCAAGAACACUGGUGACUGGAAGGGUCUCCGUGUCACCGUCCGCCUGACCAUCCAGAACCGUCAGGCCGCGGUCUCCGUUGUUCCCUCCGCCUCUUCCCUGGUCAUCAAGGCCCUCAAGGAGCCUCCCCGUGACCGCAAGAAGGAGAAGAACAUCAAGCACAGCAAGUCCAUCCCUCUGGACGAGAUCAUCGAGAUCGCCCGCAAGAUGCGCCACCGCUCUCUUGCUAAGGAGCUCAAGGGUACCGUCCUUGAGAUCCUCGGUACCGCUUUCUCUGUCGGUUGCCAGGUCGAUGGCCGCAGCCCCAAGGACGUCUCCGACGACGUCAAGGCUGGCGAGAUCGACAUCCCCUCCGAGUAAAUGAUUCAAAUUCGCGGCGGUCGUGGUUUCUUACCGGCAUGCUAGUUACGGAAUAUGAUCAUCUUAUUCGAAACAAAAAUGUUUUAUGAGACAUGACUUUAGAUUCCCCAUUUCUGUUCUUUCGAAUUCGAUAAGUGUUUUCACUCGACGUCUCCGUUGAGAUGCCCCUUUUCUCUUCCUCCCGUCUCACAUAUGGUUUACUUGCUAUCUAUGCAAGCUGGAUCAUAAUGAGUCCCACCCCAGAUGACCUUUGCAACACUCUGGCCCUUACCGUCUUUUCCCGCCUUCGGGCCUGGAAUUGUCAUAUCACAACGUGGU
Aspergillus piperis CBS 112811 is the source of this 816-nucleotide messenger RNA. RefSeq names its product 60S ribosomal protein uL11. The record is from RefSeq and is a predicted model, not a curated record. The transcript is spliced from 5 exons. The coding region runs from base 1 to 498 and encodes 165 amino acids. Gene Ontology annotation, molecular function: structural constituent of ribosome; large ribosomal subunit rRNA binding. Lineage: Eukaryota; Fungi; Ascomycota; Eurotiomycetes; Eurotiales; Aspergillaceae. Gene Ontology annotation, cellular component: cytosolic large ribosomal subunit; ribosome. Gene Ontology annotation, biological process: translation.